Patella vulgata (common limpet) is the source of this 3415-nucleotide messenger RNA. RefSeq names its product innexin unc-9. Gene Ontology annotation, cellular component: gap junction; plasma membrane. Bases 204 to 1343 code for a protein of 379 amino acids. Gene Ontology annotation, molecular function: gap junction channel activity. Lineage: Eukaryota; Metazoa; Mollusca; Gastropoda; Patellidae. The record is from RefSeq and is a predicted model, not a curated record. The transcript is spliced from 2 exons.
UUUAUUUCUCCUUGAAGACGCGCGCGUGGUAGAUCAAGCAGACGAACUUAUGGUAUCGCCGAGUGACCUACUUAUUAUGUUUAUUAUUUUGUAGAGAAUUCAUUUGUUUUGUUCAAGCCAGCACAUUACGACACUUCGUGUGAUUGGACAUCAAGAAGUCAAGAUAUCAGACACGUCUUCUGAUUGGACAGCAAGAAAACGAGAUGCCAGAUAGAAUUCACAGACCGUAUUUCGAUUUCAGUGAAGAAUUAAAUUUCUUUUGGACUAGCCUAAUUUUACUACUGUUUGUCUCCAUGGUUACAUUUCUCCGAUACGUAUUUUUAAAUUCUCUUAUAACCUGCUGGACCCCUGCCCAGUUUGAAUUCCAACACAAUGUUUACACUCAUCAAGAAUGCUGGAAUCAAGACCGUGUCAUGGUAGAUGGAUUUGAUAAUUUAAUGCCAGACCACGAAUUUCGACCCAAUUCGUUCAAUGAUAAGACGUUUCAUCGAUGGAUUCCGAUAGUUCUUGUUUUCAUGAUGUUAGCAUUCCAGAUACCACGUGCUUUUAAGAUCAUGACUGAUCUGCUUUUAGGAAUACCGACCGCCAUGGUGAGAGAAGACAUUGGUACUAAUUCAAGAGCAGACAGAGCCCAAGAACUGGCCGAUACAAUUAAAGAAGCCGGGGAGAGGAACCGAGUUAUUCGUACGAUGAUAUUUUUUCUGGUCAAAAUUCUCGUCGGCCUCAACAUCAUCAUUCAGAUAUCAUUUGUCAAGUGGUAUUUUCGGGAUUCUGUUCAAAUUAUUGGUCGUGAUAAUGAAACCUUGGUCACUCCUGUCCAUAUGUUUCCUAAAACAAUCAGGUGCCAUUUCGAAAUACGACAAGUCCAAAACGUCCAUGAAUACCUCGUACAAUGCAAGAUGCCGGUCAACUAUUUACUUGAACAGUUUCUUUUUAUUUUCUGGUUUUGGCUUUUGGGCGUUGGUAUUUACACUGGCCUCGUUUUCAUCACCCAGUUGGCAUCGCUUAUUAUCCCGCCAUUUGUCAGACUUCGAUUCCGUGGAAUUAUUCCUGACAAAUAUCUGAGUCAAAGAGGUUUUUGUUUCGACGAUGCGUUGCUGUAUUUGUGGGAUGUUGAGCAUAGUUCAGGAUUAAGCAUGGCCAGAGAAGUUGCUGUCAAAUUAUGGAACCCUCCACCACUCGUUCAGCCAGGAAUUGGGGCGCAUAACCCGCACAUGGUUCAAAACCCGGUUCAUAAUGAAGCCGUUUGCUCAUACAAUCCACAGAGCAUUCCCAUGAGAACACUUGAUUCAGGCGGAACAAGUUCGCAACCCCUUUUAGAUCCGCGUCUUAACAAAACCUAAAACAUCCGGUUCGAUUUGAGAUGUUCGUGUCCCAAAAAGGACACUGGACGCCCGUGGAAGACUAACCGUUUGAUGGCCUGUCUAUACAUUCACAACAAAAGGUUUUGACUAAAUUUCAUUUUCAAGGACCUGUGAGAGGGUUUCCCAAAUUUUUUAAAACGUAGGCUGUCUUUGCUCUGGGGAUACGCUAAUUGAUUUACGUCUUGAAUUGUGAAGUUAUGAAUUUAGAAAUGUUGAAUUUGGAAAUGUUGAAUUAAGAACUUUGAAUUUAAAAUUCCUGGAUUUAGAAAUCUCGAAUUUAGAAAUCGUUGGAUGGAUUUAUGAAACAUGAUUUACUGGACGAUAUGAGUAAACGACACUUUAUGAUUAAAUACAUUUUGUACUGAUAUUUUUCUCGUGACCACGGUUCAUUGAGGAACGGCGACACUUUGAUAAUUUUUUCACCCUUAAUUCACUGAUAUUUCUUUGAUAAGCAAUCUGAUUAGAAUACAGAUCUAUAUUUCGUUUCGUUUUUUAUACUUUCGAUGGCCUGCACUACAUGAAGAUCUGACAAGUUAUAGUGGGAGUUCACGUCAGGGGUCAAGUAAGUGGCUUUUGACCCUAUGAAGUCAGGCAUUGAUUAAUCAAUCAGCGUUGACGUUUCUAGUAGUAUAACGCCUGUUAUAUAACAACUCCUCCAGCUCCUAGUGUAGUAAAGUUAAGUAAAACGAAAUUUUGAACUAUAAAAACGAAACGAAAUAGGAUCUGCCUUUUGAUCAGAUUGUUUGAUAAACAUGAUGGUAAUUGCUUUUGUUCAAAAUUACGAGGGAUAGAAUCGAAAUCGACGCGCUCUGGAAGACCAUCAAAUUAUGUUAUUUGGAAAUAUUGCUUGCUUUCAUAUAAUUUGAUAAUGGUGUAAAUGCAUGCUUUUAUAUAAUUUGAUAUUUACAGCUAAUCAUGUCAUGUUGAAGUAUUUUUUAUAUAAUUUGAUAUUUACUGUUAAUGACGUGAUGUUGAAAUAUUGCAUGUUUUUAUGUAAUUUGAUAUUUACUGAUAGUUACGUCAUGUUGAAGUAUUGCAUGUUUUUAUAUAAUUUGAUAUUGAUAGAUAGUGACGUAUGUUGAUAAUUACACAAAAUGUGAAAUUUACUGAUAUUGACAUCAUGUUGAAAUGUUGCGUGUUUUUAUAUAACUUUUAAAAUAUUUACCGAUAAUGACAUCAUCUUAAAGUUUUGCAUUUUUGUCCCCCGCCUUUCGAAGAAAGCAGGGGACUAUUAAAAUGGGUUCGUCCGUCUGUGUGUCCGUCCGUCUGUUUGCCCGUCUGUCCGUCUGUCUGUCCGUCACACUUUUUGGGACACAAUAACUCUCUUCCUAAUUGAGCUAGAAUGUUCAAACUUGGUGUAUGUGUUUAUUAGGUCAAUGCCUUGAUGGAGUUCGAAGAUGAGCAUUUUCCGCUUAGGGUAAGCAGAGAUAAGCAAUUUGAUUGGUUGAUGCUUUGGGACACGAUAACUCUCUUCCUAAUUGGGCUAGAAUGUUCAAACUUGGUGUAUGUGUUGAUUAGGUCAAUGCCUUGAUGGAGUUCGAAGAUGAGCAUUUUCCGCUUAGGGUAAGCAGAGAUAAGCAAUUUGAUUGGUUGAUGCUUUUCCGCUUAGGGUAAGCAGAGAUAAGCAAUUUGAUUUGUUGAUACUUUGGGGCACGAUAACUCUCUUCCUAAUUGAGCUAGAAUGUUCAAACUUGGUGUAUGUGUUGAUUAGGUCAAUGCCUUGUUGGUUGAUGCUUUAGGACAAGAUAACUUUGAUAGAGAGUGAUGAAACUUAAGUGUAUAGUUGAUAAUCAGUUUGAUUGCUUGAUACUUUAAAAAAAAUAAAUGUGCGAUAAAUUAAUGUGUCAUCUAUUUAUUUUGGUAUUUUGGCGGGGGACAUCAGCCUCACUGUUGGCUUGUUUAAAUAUAUAUAUAUUGUCAUGUUGAAAUAUUGCAAAUUUUAUAUCAUUUAGUAUUUACUGAUAAUGACGUCAUGUUGUUAUAUUGCAUGCUUUAAUAUAAGUUGAUAUAAGCAGGUUAAACGUUUACUAUUAAACAGCUAUUCAUCAGUU